Molecule: messenger RNA, 2193 nt
Organism: Spirodela intermedia
Lineage: Eukaryota; Viridiplantae; Streptophyta; Magnoliopsida; Alismatales; Araceae
Source: the annotation of a GenBank genome assembly
AUGGACGGUGUCAAGGAAUCCCACUGCCCCAUCUGUAGGAAGGCAUACAAAUAUUUUCCUGCUAUCUGCCAACUGCUCCAUAAUCUUCUCCGGAAAUCAAAACCAGCAGAUUACAAGAGGAGGGAAGAAGAAGUGCUCAGUGAGCUCUCAGAAUCCAGAGAUUUAAACGAAUAUACUGCACGAAUAUUUAAUUUUAUGCGAAAAUGAUUUGUUUUAUGUGGUUUUAUUUUGUCUUGAUUACUAAUUUGGUCGUUUUAAUUGCCGUGAAUGGACAAAAUGGAUCACUUAUUUCUCAACGCAUUUCACUUUCAGAGAUGCUCUGCCUUCUGAAUUACGGAUAAAUCCAUUAAAUCAAGCCAUACGACCAAAUUUAGGCUCUUCUUAUGAUGAAAAUUCUGUUCUAUUCCUCAAAUGUGGAGGAUGAGAAAAGGAUUUGACUAGAAAGAAAUAGAUUUUCUGACUAAUUGACCAUAUUGAGGGAGAGUAGAAUGUUUUCACGAGAUGGCCGUGUAAAUUUUGGUUCUUGAACGGGAUCUUUGUUGUUGCAUCACUCUACUCUGACACCAGCUUGCUUGUACUCAUCCCUUACCGGUCACAUAAUAUUCCUUUAUUAUAGCAUAUUUAGCGAUAAAAAAAAACAUAUCUCUUUGGAUGGAGUUACUCAACUGCGAGCUCCUGGAUGAAGGCUCCUGUCGAUCGAAGGCCACCUCCUUUUAGAAGGAAAAAACACUCAAGAAACCCAGUUGCCUAUUGUAGCUUAACAUGUGUGUCGGUUGCUUGAUUUCAUGGUCAGUGUUUUAUUUUUUGCAAAAUUUGGAUACCAAUCCUUUCUAGAUCAGCUAACAUCAGAAGACACUUUGCAACUGGUUUUAUUGUUUCCACUUUUAGUAUAUUUCAGCACCACCCUUCUUAUGCUCUGAACUUACCUCAUUGUAUCAUCCCUCAGGAAUAGAAAGGGAGAAAAACUGUUUCUCUCAGUUUAUCGAGGAUGCUCCCUGCCGUAAGUAGCAAUUCUCUCUCUCUCUCUCUCUCUCUCUCUCUCUCUCUCUCUCUCUCUCUCUCUCUCUUUCUAUUCCAUCUCUUUUCUGUGCCUUGUUCGUCUCUAAUUUCCAUAAAUUUUUGAGGGGCUUCUCUUGUGGAGGAAAGUGCCGCUGACUUUGUACAUUUGCCGCCGUUUCCAGGCGCGAACGGAGAGUCCCCACGAGAUGACCUCAGCGGAGAAGCCUCCACAAAACUUUCUAUUUCUGAUGCUCUCUGCGCCGGUUGUGGACAGUUGCUCUUCCGCCCCACAGUCCUCAACUGUGGACACAGUGAGACCUCCUCAUUCCCGCCACUGUCGAUCCCAUCCGGGUCCCCUCUGCUCAUCCUUCCCUCCGUGCUCUUCGACUCCCAGCCUACUGUGAGCCGUGUGUUGUGAGCCUGGGGAGAGCGCCUCUCAGAUGCCGAGUCUGCCAGGGAGUGCACCCCGGGGAGCCGCCGCAGGUUUGCCUCCAUCUGGAUGCUUUCUUGGAGAACCAAUUCCCCGAUGAGUAUGCCUCUAGAAGAGCAUUUCUCCAAGCCAGACUCCCUUCUAGUAAGCAAUCUCUCUCUCUCUCUCUCCAAACUCUAGAAUUUGCAUGUGCCUUAGCGUGGGAGGUUAGAGAGAGAGAGAGAGAGACUGCGAAAACAAUUUUUUGAGGGAGUAAUUUGGGAACAAUUUGGCCCCAAAGGUAUGAUUUAUGGUGUAAAUUUAUUGGGCUAGUGCCAGACGGAUUCAUUUACUAAUGAUAAUCAUCGAAAAUUAUAUUUUAUGUUAAUGUGAUCCCAGGUGCCUCACAAGCUGAGCAACCCGUCGGGCCCUCCAAGCAGGAGGACUCACAGCCUGCGUCCACGGAGCAGGUGCUUAUGCUUCAUUACAAUGUCGGAUGCGACUCGUGCGGGGUGAGCCCUCCUAUCCUCUUGAGAUAAUCCAUCAUUCUUCGCCCUCCUGAACUCACUUGGGCUGUGCGGUUGCUCCCUCCCUGCUUGCAGAUGUACCCCAUACUUGGGAAGCGGUACAAGUGCACGGACUGCCAGGACGAGAUAGGCUUCGACCUCUGCGAGGCCUGCUACGAGGCCCGCUCUAACUUCCCUUCCCGCUUCAACCAGCGGCACACCCCCGGCCACGCCUUCGUGCUGGACGACUCCCAUAUGUUCGUGGUGCGGCGGCCCUGA